Messenger RNA from Perkinsus marinus ATCC 50983, 273 nucleotides. Its product is annotated as diacylglycerol o-acyltransferase, putative. The annotation marks the transcript as partial. Gene Ontology annotation, molecular function: diacylglycerol O-acyltransferase activity. Lineage: Eukaryota; Perkinsozoa; Perkinsida; Perkinsidae. The transcript has 4 exons. The record is from RefSeq and is a predicted model, not a curated record. Gene Ontology annotation, biological process: triglyceride biosynthetic process. Gene Ontology annotation, cellular component: endoplasmic reticulum membrane.
GUACUCAUAACUGGAGGCUUCCAUGAAGCUACUAUUACAUGUCCUGGUACUGAUAGGAUAUACCUUAAUAAUAGCAGGAAAGGAUUCGUUCGUUAUGCUCUCCGUGAGGGGUAUUCCCUUACCCCUGUUUAUGGUUUUGGUGAGACUGAUACAUUCUCUAAUGUAUUUAUUGUACAAGGGAUGUGGGCUUUCCGUUUCUGGCUUAAUAGUGGUACUUUCCAACUCCCAGCGGAUAUUGGUUAUGUCCAAUACUUCCUAAAAGGGAGAGGUUGA